AUGUCCUCCCACUCUAACCACGCGUGCGCGGCUCCGGGAGUGUGCAGUGCUGCGAUCAGUGGGAAAUACCGGUUAUCAGCUGCCUUUCAGUGUAACCUAUCAGUGCCAGUCAGUGCCACCUAUCAAUGCCAGUCAGUGCCACCUAUCAGUGCUGCCAGUCAGUGCCGCCUAUCAGUGCCAGUCAGUGCCGCCUAUCAGUGGGCAUCAGUGCCGCCUAUCAGUGCCUAUCAGUGCCAGUCAGUGCCACCGAACAGUGCCAGUCAGUGCCGCCUAUAAGUGCCAGUCAGUGCCACCUAUCAGUGCCACCUAUCAGUGUUGCCUAUCAGUGCCAUAUAUGAGUGCUGCCUUUCAGUGCCCAUCAGUGAUGCCUGUCAAUGCCCAUCAGCGCCACCUACUAG
Molecule: messenger RNA, 398 nt
Organism: Staurois parvus
Lineage: Eukaryota; Metazoa; Chordata; Amphibia; Anura; Ranidae
Source: the annotation of a GenBank genome assembly